AAGAGCAGACACUACCUUAAAUUUAAGCGAAGAAGAGCAGACACUACCUUAAAUUUAAGCGAAGAAGAGAAGACACUACCUUGAAUUAUAGGGGAAGAAGAAGGAAAAUGAGUGUGCGCUGCUUCCGCCUGAGUUAAUUUGAUUUUGCUUGCAAAUGUGCACGACGACUCUGGACUGCUCUGUGUUGGGUUUAUGUGUAGAUGUCUUUUAGCGAUAGGAGAAAUAUGUAAAACGCACCUUGGGAGAAACCUAUUUAUUUUAUUAUUUGUUCCAUCGUUCUCUACUGAGACCUCUUGAGGAUACCAAAGGGGGGGGGGGACCAAGAUCAUACCAACAAUAUGGCAUUUCGACAUGCUCACAAAACAAUUAGAGAGGCAUACGAAGAGCGCUUCUCAGCAAACGAUGCAAGACAGGUGACAGUUCAUCGUGUCGUCAAUAUAGUCGAUAAGAGGAGCCCUUCGCCUCGGGUGGGGUUGGAUUAUGACAGAGGUUUUCAUAAUGACCAGUGGUAUGGUGGUCCACGAAAUUACCAUGAUGCACGAGAAUUCUAUGUUGACGGAAAUUACCCACCCGAUAAUUGUCGAUACUUUGAUGAAAACCCAGACUUAGGCAACUUUCACAGAAGUUCCUCACCCUCACAAAAUGACAGCCUGAGUUAUGGCAGAGAAGAUUUGAGGCAUCACUUAAACCAAAGGAAAAAUGUCAGACCUGGUCCCUAUUUCCGCAACAGAGGUCGAGAGUUCGGCCCUCAUCGAAGAGAAGACCGUGAUGACUACAAGAUCUCUACCCCCAUCGUCAUCAAGCGGGACCGCUCUCCUGGAAGGAGGGAAGUCCAGCCAACUGGGCACUCUGGGUCAAACUCCAGCAGCAGAAGCUUCUCUCCUGACAGGGACAAAGGCUACUCCUACCAGCAGUCUCUGCAGAGGCAGAAGUCCAAUGUACUGACGAGCCAUGGCUCCAGCAGCUCUGCGGAGGGCUCUGCGGAGCCUCACAGCUCAGGGUCUUCAGAGGACAAAACUUCUGCAUCUGUAGCAGAGCUGGAGGAGGUGGCGGCUACCAGCAUGGAGCCAAAGCCAGUACCAGAGGUGGACUUCAAUGCUCGUCGGUUGGAGGCCAUUAAGGCGAAAGCUCUGGACAUCGAGAAGCAUUACAGGCAGGACUGUGAGACAUUUCGCACAGUGGUGAAGAUGUUGGUGGCCAAGGAGCCCAGUUUGGAGAAUUUGCUGCAGGCCCCACUGGAUGAAAAUCUGUCGGAGCUCAAACAUCACUGCCUAGAUGCCCUUAGGCACUUUGUGAAGGAGCUGGACGAGGUAUUAGAGCAGCCGGACACCUCAGUGAAAGGCACACAUCACAAAACACUUGAGUGAUCAUAUGGAGACUUGAAAGCUUAUUUUUGAAAUAAAAAGAAAAUGAAAAUUUGCCAUAUGGAA
Monopterus albus (swamp eel) is the source of this 1430-nucleotide messenger RNA. Its product is annotated as periphilin-1. NCBI's taxonomy places the organism in Eukaryota, Metazoa, Chordata, Actinopteri, Synbranchiformes, Synbranchidae. The coding region runs from base 339 to 1367 and encodes 342 amino acids. The transcript has 10 exons. Gene Ontology annotation, biological process: negative regulation of gene expression, epigenetic; negative regulation of DNA-templated transcription; protein localization to heterochromatin. The record is from RefSeq and is a predicted model, not a curated record. Gene Ontology annotation, cellular component: nucleoplasm.